This is a messenger RNA of Ochlerotatus camptorhynchus, 1796 nucleotides long. Its product is annotated as protein lethal(2)denticleless-like. The transcript has 2 exons. Lineage: Eukaryota; Metazoa; Arthropoda; Insecta; Diptera; Culicidae. Gene Ontology annotation, cellular component: nucleus. The record is from RefSeq and is a predicted model, not a curated record. Bases 21 to 1796 code for a protein of 591 amino acids. Gene Ontology annotation, molecular function: protein-macromolecule adaptor activity; protein binding. Gene Ontology annotation, biological process: mitotic G2 DNA damage checkpoint signaling; proteasome-mediated ubiquitin-dependent protein catabolic process.
GACGGAAUUAUUCUGCGGAAAUGAAUACGGUUCUCAAUUUCUUCGGACGGCAGCAUGGCAAUGGCUUUUCGGCGCUAAAUGAUACGGCACUGACGCGGUUGUCCGUGGGAGAACAGGACAGCUGGGAUGGAAUUACACCAGCACCGUCACUGCCGAACUUUAAUCCGUUGUGGCCGAUUUCGGCAGCCAAGUUUGCCAAGUGCAAGGGAAAGGAACAUAUUCUGGCCAUUGCCAAUGAUUGCGGCCAGAUAGCGUUGCUGAAUACGAAUUUGCGGACCAAUAAUCGGGGAGGUGAGCGACCGUUGGUGUUGGAGGGGAAACAGUGCCACAGGAGUGGCGUGUUCGAUAUCGAUUGGAUGCCGGGCAGUAUGAACUUGGUGUCAGCUUCCGCGGAUAGAUCGGCGCGUUUAUUCGCGGUGACGGAAUCGAGUUUGGAGCUUAUACGGACUUACAACGAUCACUCGCAAGCGGUGAAGACGGUGGCGUUUAGGCGCACGGAUCCCGCUGUUUUUGCCACCGGUGGGAGGGAUGGUGUAAUUGCAUUGUGGGAUUCCAGGGCGUCCUGCGGAUUGAAUAUGACACCGAAGGCGGAUAAUUUUAUCUAUGGUGGACACACCGGCGGUCUUGGAACACCUGAGUUUGGGAAGCGACAACUUCCACUGGACGUGUACGAUAGGAGCACCAGAUGUAGUAUAACUGGGCUUGUCUUCCAGGAUGAUAACACGUUGAUCUCGUGCGGUGCCGGAGAUGGUAUCGUUAAGGUUUGGGAUGUUCGACGGCACUACUCCAGCCACAAACGGGAUCCCCUGCCGAAGCACAGUUUCCCCUAUGCCGGGACUAGCUUUAAGGGUUUCACAAAUCUCCUGAUUGACCACACCCGGAACUGGCUAUACGUGAACUGUAUGGAUAACUACAUCUAUUGUUAUAACAUUUCUGGCUAUCCAGCGGUGCCGAUUCAGAGGUAUAGCGGACUUAAUAAUAACUCGUACUUCAUCAAAUCGUGCCUGAGUCCGGAUGGGCAGUAUUUGUUGAGCGGUUCCGGUGACAAUAAUAGCUACAUUUGGAAUGUGAACAAUCCUAAUCCGUUGGUGCGGUUGGAGGGUCACGUGGUGGCAGGCGUUGCCUGGAUGCAAAGUCGCAAGGUCACCCGGAUUGUGACAUGCAGCGGUGUGCAGUGUCGAUGCAUACCGAUGAUUCAGAUUUGGAGAGUAGGUCUGGAGGAGACCGACGAGGACAUGAAGGUGCAAUACAAGCGUCACGCUAAGUGUUGCGUUAACUACUGGCACGAAUCGGGUAAGGUUCGAUCGAAAUCAUUGGAGUUCACCCCGCGAUCUAUUGGAAGCCUUAUCACUGACUACAUCAUCAAUAAGCAACUUCCACUCAAAAGAACAUUCUCGGACAUUGACAGAGACAAUCUGGAAGAUCCAUUAGAACUAGCCUUAUCCCAUACUGCCCUUGGGAAAAUCACCAAACCCAACGGCGAACCCAGCUGCAGCAAACAUGCUAGUAGCAAAUAUUCACCAACCGUGAAUCUACCGAACUUUGCCCUGUAUGGGGAAGCUCCCCAUCUGGUCAACGUGACAAACAAUACCAACAAACGCAAGCUCAAGGAGAAUGCAGACUGGCUAACGAGAAUCCGCCAACAGAAGCUCCUCCAACUCCAAGCAGCGAAAACCAUUUCCAUCGAAACGAGCUCCACAAACGAAACCAGGUCCCGGAGUGGCGCCCAAGAGCCGGUCGAGUCGGCAACCGAGCCCACCGGAGACGUCGAAUUUGUAUCGAUCUCCGCCCCUUGA